AAGCAAUAUUAUUGCGACUGCAACAACAAGAAAAAAAACAACGAAAAUGUUCCUUGGAUUCCUAUCAUAAUAUUGAUUUUCUUCAUUCAAAGAGAAUUCCGAUUUUAAUAAUCACAAUGGCAGAUGAUUUAGAUGACCUUCUGGAUGAAGUAGAAUCCAAAUUCUGCAAGCAAACCUCAAAUAAACCUCGUGAAACGAGCCGGAAUGGAAGGCCGUCUCCACAAUCAACAAACAACAGUCAAUUUUCAAGGAGAAAACCUAACAAUGAUCUGGAUGACAUGAUUGAUGAUAUUAUGGGUCUGCCAGAAUCGAACCAGGACAUUGACACGGACUCUCCUCGACUUUCGGGUGGUGAGACGAGGUUAGUGACAUCUGCAACAAAAAAAUGUUUUCCAUUGUAUCUAGGAGGGAGUCAAUAUGCUCAGGGAUUAGCAAAUUCUAUGAACCAAAGAGUAUGUGAUAAGAUACGCUGCACUGACUGUGAUUUUAAAGUGGUGUCGUUUGAUGAUUUCAUCUGGCAUUCGUCCGUUGACUAUUUAUUUCUUCGCAAUAAUGUUCCUGACUUCAAGAGACUGCGAGACAAGCUUAAAGUGAAGAAAGGACAUAAAGCCUAUGCCUGCCAGUGUAAAUGGACUACAGCUAAAGAACUUGUCAACAUCGCCGACUGCAAGGAUCUCAACUUGAAGUGGGUGUGUGGAAAACACUGACUGACGAUGACAAUCUUUUCCGAUUCGCUGUGAACAGUGUCACUUCAGUGACGACCUCAGUCUUUUCUUGCUGAAACCACCGUGUGAUCUAGAUCGUCUUAUUUGGUUUUCCUAAAUACUGAAGAAGUACCAGUACAUAUUCUGAGACAAAAUUUCUUUUUGGUCUGUACGUUUUAUGCUGUAAGUCAAUCAUAUCAGUCAAGAGGCAGUUCCAAUAAAAAACAAAGUGAGGUCUUUAUUUUUCCUUUUAUACUUGGGGCCAAAAGGGGGUGUAGCUCUGCACAGCUGAGUUGUUGUAGUUCAUGACUUUUCUCCUUGUCAUCUAAUGAUGAUAUAACUCUUGCUUAUUCAAACAAGUUGUGCUUCUGCUCAUCGUCGCUAAUUUCGUCUUUGUCCUUUCCUUGCACUGCCAGAUAUGUGGUGGUAGCCUCUCCACAUUCAGCAAGUUUGAGCUUUAAUGUGUACAUGUUAUUCUCUCGUGUUAAUGUAAAUAUGUAUGUUUGUGCCAAUAAGCAAAAAGUCUGUAAUUUUGAGCUUUAAUCGUUGAUAGAGGAGAUAAGGGCCAAGUUGAACAAAAUAAGUUUUUACUAACGACUAUGUGGCAGCAUGUCUUAUGCUAGGAUUUUAACCAAUGUGGACCCCUAAGACUGUCUCAAUAUUGUGAAUUAGUCCUCUGUCAUUUUCCUAUUGUUUGUUGGUGAAAUCCAGCUAUAAAUUUUGUAAGAGGCUGGGGGAAACUAUACAUGUUGGAGGAAUCUCGGGUUCACUGGGGUUCUCUGUACUGCUCCUAAUGUCAGCACAUACAUGAUGAUGUACUGUUUUAAAAUGCACCAAGUCGUUAACGAAAAUAGAUUGCCUGUUCUUUAUAGAGAUGACAAGAGUGCUAGAGGACUACCAUUAGAAUCCAGGACUAAACUUUUCAUGGCCGUCAAAAGUCAAACGGUUUCUUCAUUAACUCCUUGAAAGUUUGACUAACUAUUGAUUUGGUAGUUUCCCUUAAAUGCUGCACUGUAUCACUACUGUUCUAUUCCACUUUGGAGUCGCAAAAUAAAAUGGCUUUCAAAAUAA
Lineus longissimus is the source of this 1775-nucleotide messenger RNA. RefSeq names its product cilia- and flagella-associated protein 418-like. The record is from RefSeq and is a predicted model, not a curated record. Gene Ontology annotation, cellular component: cytosol. Lineage: Eukaryota; Metazoa; Nemertea; Pilidiophora; Heteronemertea; Lineidae. The coding region runs from base 117 to 707 and encodes 196 amino acids. The transcript has 6 exons.